Messenger RNA from Saimiri boliviensis boliviensis (Bolivian squirrel monkey), 1618 nucleotides. Lineage: Eukaryota; Metazoa; Chordata; Mammalia; Primates; Cebidae. The record is from RefSeq and is a predicted model, not a curated record.
CUCAGGCACAUUCCACUGUUAAAUUCACAGGAUGCCAGCCAUUGAUCUUUCCCUUUGUGAUCAUCUCUUUAAGGACUUUUUCUAUCGUCAUGAGGCAAAAUUUGAAGAGGAAAAAAUGGUGGCUGGGUGAUUGACAAAUUAUUCUCAGGACUCAGUGACCUUUGAGGAUGUGGCUGUGGACUUCACCCCGGAGGAGUGGACUUUACUGGAUCAGAUUCAGAGAAACUUAUACAGAGAUGUGAUGCUGGAGAACUACGAGAAUCUAGUUGCAGAGAGAAACCACUUUGGAGAGGAACUGUUUGACUUUAACCAAUGUGAAAAAACCUUGAGUGAACGCUCAUGCCUUAAGACUCACAGGAGAACUUACUUUAGAAAAAAAACCUGUGAGCAUAAUCAGUAUGAAAAAGCCUUCACAAAACCGUCUACUUUUACUUUACACAAGAAGACUGAUAUUGGAGAGGAACUUCCCAACUGUAAUCAAUGUGAAACAGUCUUCAGCCAACAUCUACUUCUUGUCUGUGGGAAAACUCACACUCAAGAGAAACCAUAUAAAUGCAGCGACUGUGAGAAGUUACGUUCCUUGUCACACCUUAGAGAAUGUGUAAGAAUUUAUGGUGGAGAGAGACCAGAUACUUGUAAGGAGUAUGUCAAAACCUUUUCUCAUUCUACAGACCUUUUUGUACACAUACAAACUCAUGAUGGAGAAAAACUCCAUGAAUGUAAAGCAUGUAGGAAACCCUUCACUCAGUCUUCAUAUCUUACUCAAUAUUUAAGAAUUCAUAGUAGAGUGUUACCUAUAGAAUGUAAGAAAUUGGGCAAAGCCUUUGCUUAUUCCCCAGGUCUUGCUAAACAUAAAAGACUUAGCACUAGGGGUAAACAGUAUGUUUGUAAUGAAUGUGGCAGAGAGUUUACUUGUUUCUCAAAACUCGACAUUCACAUAAGAGUUCACACUGGAGAAAAACCGUAUGAGUGUAACAAAUGUGGGAAAGCCUUUACUGAUUCUUCAGGUCUUAUAAAACACGGGCGAACUCACACUGGAGAAAAGCCUUAUGAAUGUAAGGAAUGUGGGAAAGCUUUUGCUAACUCUUCACAUUAUCUUACUGUACAUAUGAGAACCCACACUGGUGAAAAGCCUUAUCAGUGUAAGGAAUGUGGAAAAGUCUUUAUUAAUUCCUCUUUCUUUAAAAGUCACAUGCAGACUCACCCUGGUGUAAAGCCCUAUGACUGUCAACAGUGUGGGAAAGCUUUUAUUCGAUCCUCAUUUCUUAUUCAUCAUUUAAGAAGUCAGAGUGCAGAAAGGCCUUUUGAAUAUGAAAAAUGUGGGAAAGCCUUUAGAUACUCCUCGCACCUUAGUCAACAUAAAACACACACAGGGGAGAGGCCCUAUAAAUGUCAAAAAUGUGAGCAAGCCUUCACUGUCUCAUCAGGCCUUACAGUACACAUGAGAACUCACACUGUUGAACGGCCCUUUGAAUGUCAGGAAUGUGGGAAAGGCUUUACUCGGUACACAUACCUUAUUCAACAUCUAAGAAGCAGUAGGGAGAAACCAUAUAAAGAAUGUGGGUAAACCUUUAGUAAUUCCUCAUGCCUCACUGAAUGUGUAAGAAUUCACACUUGA